UAGGAAGAAAGUAGUGAAUAAAAGAUUGGGAAGAGAGAGAAAGAUCGAGAAAAAGCUUUCACCCACUUUUCCCGGCCAAAACCUCUGGUACUGUGAAGUAGGUAAGAUCCAAAAUACCUACCUCCAAAAAAACCCUAUAAAAGCCAUAUAAAUAUUCACUUUCAUACUCUCUUUAUUCACAACAAUCCCACACUUUCUCUCUCUAUAAUCCCACUCUUAUUUUCUCUCUCUAGCUCGCACCCCUGAAGUUCUAGCAAUGGCGUCAGAGAGAGUUCUUUUGGGCAUGGGAAACCCGCUCCUCGACAUUUCAGCAGUGGUGGACCGCGAUUUUCUCAGCAAAUAUGGCAUCAAGUUGAACGAUGCGAUUCUUGCGGAGGAUAAGCAUAAACCUAUGUAUGAAGAAAUUGCCUCCAAAUACAAUGUGGAAUACAUUGCGGGAGGGGCUACUCAGAACACUAUCAGGGUUGCACAGUGGAUGCUUCAAGUUCCAGGUGCUACGAGUUACAUGGGUUGCAUUGGAAAAGACAGGUUUGGUGAGGAGAUGAAGAAAAGCUCAAAAUCUGCUGGGGUCAAUGUUCAUUAUUAUGAAGAUGAAUCCACACCAACGGGAACUUGUGCUGUCUGUGUUGUGGGUGGUGAAAGGUCCUUAGUAGCUAACUUAUCGGCUGCAAACUUCUACAAAUCUGACCACCUUAAAAGACCGGAAAAUUGGGCAUUGGUUGAAAAGGCUAAAUAUUUCUAUAUUGCUGGUUUCUUCCUUACGGUGUCUUUGGAGUCCAUUUUGCUUGUAGCUGAGCAUGCGGCUGCAAAUCAAAAGACUUUCAUGAUGAACCUGUCUGCUCCUUUUAUCGCUGAAUUCUUCAAGGAUCACCUCGAGAAAGUUUUUCCGUACAUGGAUUACAUCUUUGGAAACGAGACUGAAGCGAGGACAUUUUCACGGGUUCAGGGUUGGGAGACUGAUGAUGUCGAAGAGAUAGCUUUGAAGCUUUCGGCCUUGCCCAAGGCAUCGGGAACUCACAAAAGAAUUGCAGUUAUCACCCAAGGUGCUGAUCCAGUGGUUGUCGCAGAGGAUGGAAAGAUAAAAUUGUUCCCAGUCAUUCUUCUACCCAAAGAGAAGCUUGUCGACACCAAUGGUGCAGGUGAUGCAUUUGUUGGAGGAUUUCUCUCACAGUUGGUUCAAGAGAAGCCUAUUGAAGAUUGUGUCAGAGCCGGGUGUUACGCCGCAAAUGAAAUCAUCCAAAGGUCUGGCUGCACUUACCCAGAUAAGCCUGACUUUAAAUAAGCCUUAUGAUUCCUUCGGCCUUAACUUUUGAGUUCUCUUCUCUCUCUCUCUCUCUCUCUCUCUCCUUUUUGUUAUUCUAUGGAGAGGCCAUAUGAUUUCUUUUCCAUUAUUAAUUUCUUAACAUUGUGAGGACAGCACAAUGUUAUUGCUUGAAGCUGAAAUGUAUUGAAACUUAGCAUUAGUUGAAUGUAUUUGUUUUUUCUUUUUUAAUUUU
Messenger RNA from Amborella trichopoda, 1496 nucleotides. The record is from RefSeq and is a predicted model, not a curated record. NCBI's taxonomy places the organism in Eukaryota, Viridiplantae, Streptophyta, Magnoliopsida, Amborellales, Amborellaceae.